ACUAAACCCAAGGCACCCAAAGAUUCUAAUCUUUCCGAAAGGAUUAUUCUUCUGUCCAAGUUUUUAUCUCCAUCCUCUUUCUUUCUUCGUUUUUUCUCUAUCAAGCUUUUAUUUGAGGAAAAUAGUAGAAGGAAGGAGAGGCCCAAAAAGUAGAAAGAAAGAAAAUCCAACCAAUCACAGACUUUUCCAACUCAAUAACUCCAUAAAUCUAAUCUUAUUUUCAUUCCCCUCCUUUAUUUUUUUCUUGCAAAAAUGGCAUUUUGUUCUUUCAUUUUCAUCCAAAAAUUGUGACUCAUAACCAUGGCCCUUCUAAUCCAUUCCCAGGAAUUUGUCCCCAAAAUUGUGCAGAACCAUAACCCUAACCCUAAACCCAGGAAGCUACACAACUUUGAACCCUUCCCAAAGGGCAAGGCAAUUGGGUUAAAAGUGAGUUGCAAAGUUAAGGAUAGUGGGGUUUUGGGUUUGGAUCAGAAUUCAAGUAGGUACGAUCAGUUUUCAGCUGCAGUGAAGCGAGGGAGCAAAGAAGAAGAAGAAAAGCAAAAAUAUUACGUGAAUUUGGGGUAUGCUAUUCGCUCUCUAAGAGAGGACUUCCCUGCUCUCUUCCACAGAGAACCCUCCUUCGAAAUAUACAGGGAUGAUGUUGUAUUCAAAGAUCCUUUGAAUACGUUGGUUGGCAUUGAGAAUUACAAGUCAAUCUUCUGGGGUUUACGAUUCUAUGGCAGAAUAUUUUUCAAGGCUUUGUGGAUUGACAUGACCAGCGUGUGGCAGCCUGUUGAGAACGUCAUCAUGGUUCGCUGGACUGUUCAUGGAAUUCCACGAAUUCCGUGGGAGAGUCGUGGCAGGUUUGAUGGAACCUCCCAGUAUAAACUCGACAAGAAUGGCAAGAUUUUUGAACAUCGGGUUGACAAUGUUGCAAUGGAUGCACAUCCCAAAUUUAAAGUGCUACGUGUCGAAGAUUUUAUUCACUAUAUUGGCUGCCCCUCUACUCCAAGACCGACUUAUUUUGAAACAUUAAACAGAACUUGAUGUUCUUGCAAACAGUUUUGCAAGUAACUAUAUAAAGCUGUUGAAUUUUGUCCCAGUUGCCCAUCUAUGGAUGGAUGUUGUAAUUAGUUGAGCUUGAAAAGUCGUCUAUACUGUAUAAUAAGAUAAGAUUGCAAGUUCAUACA
Molecule: messenger RNA, 1169 nt
Organism: Cajanus cajan (pigeon pea)
Lineage: Eukaryota; Viridiplantae; Streptophyta; Magnoliopsida; Fabales; Fabaceae
Source: RefSeq, a predicted model, not a curated record